UUGGACAUUGUCCCUUCAAAUGAGUUACUUUUAACUUUGUACCAACGUAUUUAUUUAUUUCUGAGUGGCCAUAAAACCUCAUCCUCGUAGCCGCUAGAAAAAUACUCAUCAGAAUGACCAGCUCUAACUCUGAUGAUCGCAAUAUUUUCGUCUCGCCGUUUUUGAAUUUUGACCCAUCUAUUUUGGUCUCGAAUCCCGAAGAGCAGUUCAUCUUUCCCGAAGGGGAGAAACGUCGAGGUCGCUUUGAGCGAUCGUUUUCCGAAAUCGGAGCUAUGGUUAUUGGGGGUGCAUCUGUUGGGGGGAUCAAAGGAUUAUACAGCGGUUUUAAAGAUUCAGAAAUAAAGAAUCUUCCGACACUUGCUAUCAGACGAACUCAAAUGCUGAAUCAUCUUACUAAAUCCGGAGCAACACUUGCUCAGACUGCAGGUUCGAUAGGGUUUAUAUAUGCUGUGGCAGAUUUCUUGAUCUACAAAUUACGUGGUAAUGCAGAAGAUGAGAUAAAUACAAUGGCAGCAGCUACGACUACCGGUUUAGUGUAUACUUCUCCUGGAAUGUUUAAACCAGGUGGCUGGAAACGUUGCGGCUUUGGUGGGGUUGCUGGGUUUGCUGUUGGUGCGAUCGCUGUUACUGUUACAAGCUGGUCUAGAAUAAAACAUAUGCUUGGCGGAUAAGUGACACUAAUGUAAUUUUAAUUAUGUACAUUGACAUUUUAUCUAGUAUCCGGAAAAAUUACUUUUUAAAUAUAUCUUGAAUUGUUAUCCUUGUUCUCAAUAAUGACUUAUAAGAAAUACAAUAUUGUUUUGACCCUACAACUUUGCAAAAAUUAAGAAAUUCUAAUUUCUCAGAUUAUACACUUAAAUUAUUUGCCUCGGAAAAUACUGUAAAAAUAGUUUGGAACAGUGUAAAUGCUCAAAUGGAAUAAUUAGC
Messenger RNA from Schistosoma mattheei, 927 nucleotides. NCBI's taxonomy places the organism in Eukaryota, Metazoa, Platyhelminthes, Trematoda, Strigeidida, Schistosomatidae. The record is from the annotation of a GenBank genome assembly.